AUCAUUUCAUUACUUUUAAGUAAAAUAAAAUAUUAAUUUGAUAUUUAAAACAAAAAUGAUUCAUUUUUAGAUAAAUUAUUUAGCUUAACGAGGUCAACUUUAUUUCAAAGUAGAUAUCUUACUUUUUUCUCUCUUUUUUUGCAUUAAACAAACAUUUGAGCGUUAAUAUCUAAGAAAAAAAAAAGAAAUGUAAUUCUAGUUUAACUUGCCAUUCAAAAGCGUUGACUGGUGUAUUUUCAUCGCACAUGAGGUGUUGUGGUGGAGGGGGCAGAGUCAGGGAGGGGGCAGGCAGCCUGGCUGGUGUGGAGGAGCUCCGUGGCGCAUGUGUGGAGUCCGUGAGGGCGCGCGGCCGUUGGCAUGAGCUCGGACUGCGAGAGUUACUACAGCCGGGAGCGCGUGCUCGUGGAGAGCUUCACGUGCCCGCGGACCGGUGGAGACCCCACGGCCGUCUUCUGCUGCGGCUUCAGCGACCUGAAGUUCUGCUGCGAUGAUCCCCACAGCUUCUUCCCCCACGAGUACGCCUACAUGUGGAGACUCAGUCUCGGGGCUCUCGUGGGUCUCUCCGUGGCAGCUGUGGUCCUCCUCGCAUUCAUCGUCACUCUUUGUGUCCUCUGCUAUCUGUUCAUCACCACCAAACCCAGAGGUCUGGACAACGGAUUGCCUCUCAGAGCUCCAGGUUCAGCCUACAGUCCUCCAGGAACCGGUCUCAGUCACAGCAGCACCCCGACUGGACCUCACGGCCUCAAGAAACACUUUGUGAGGGCCAAGCUGGACUGUGACAACCAGCAGCCAAACCCCGACCCCGACCGGCUUUUCCAGCGCUGCUUCAUGGCUACCGUCACGUCCAUCAAUGUAGAGGGCCCUGCUUAGGUCAGCUUCUCCGCUUACGUGCACGUUGUGGAAGCUGCCUCGUGCACUUCCAUCAUCAUGAUGUAAAAAUGCUAUUUUUUUCUUUGAAAAAACCCCAUUCUGAAAUAAGUUAAAGGGAUGAUGAAAAGAGAAAACCUUAUGAAGAUAAAAA
Messenger RNA from Oryzias melastigma (Indian medaka), 1021 nucleotides. Its product is annotated as protein shisa-like-2A. The transcript is spliced from 3 exons. Lineage: Eukaryota; Metazoa; Chordata; Actinopteri; Beloniformes; Adrianichthyidae. Bases 358 to 870 code for a protein of 170 amino acids. The record is from RefSeq and is a predicted model, not a curated record.